This is a messenger RNA of Solea solea (common sole), 2880 nucleotides long. RefSeq names its product netrin-4. Gene Ontology annotation, biological process: cell migration; substrate adhesion-dependent cell spreading; basement membrane assembly. Gene Ontology annotation, cellular component: laminin trimer. NCBI's taxonomy places the organism in Eukaryota, Metazoa, Chordata, Actinopteri, Pleuronectiformes, Soleidae. Bases 220 to 2208 code for a protein of 662 amino acids. The transcript has 10 exons. The record is from RefSeq and is a predicted model, not a curated record. Gene Ontology annotation, molecular function: protein binding.
CAGGAGGAUGCUUAAGCGCUUCUGAGGUUUGUUUUGAUGUCCAUGAUUCUCUGCAGGACGUGGGAGAAAGAAAAAAAAAAAAUCAUCCCGACUUCAUUUGGACGCUUUGCGCAUUGCGUAAUUGGCGAAGAAAUGCGCGUGUGCUUCAGAUAAGCUCCACAUGAUGUUGGGACUCCCCUCUCCUGUGUGGCAGCACCGUGUCUGUUGUAAACACAGAGGAUGAGCGUGUGUAGAAUGUUCGGGAACACUCGGCACCAGGUGAUGCUGCUGCUGCUAUCGACGCUCGGCUGGAUGUUUGUGGCUGUGACGCAGAGCGGAGCAGUCUCCAGAUGUGUGGACCGGGCCUGCAGUCCACCCAUAGGGAACCUGGCCAGCGGCAGGACCAUCAGCACCCUCUCCAGCUGCUGUGGGAACUGCUCCCUCCUCCCUCACCUCUGCCCCGAGGACGUUCACCCACCUGCUCACAUGACCGACGACCCUUUCUUGCAUCCACAGACCUGGUGGGCAUCAGGUGCAGGUAGCACCGCCACGAAGGAGCAGCACGACGAGAUCCGGUUGGAUCUGGAAACGCGGUUCUGUCUGUCCCAUGUGGUUCUGGUGUUCAGGUCGCCCCGGCCUUCAGCCAUGGCCAUUGAGCGUUCUGCUGACUCUGGGAAGACGUGGGAGCCUCUUCAGCUAUUUGCACAAAACUGCAGCGCGGAGUUCGGUUUGCCUGAUGAUUCUUUGUGUACAUCACGUUACACCAGUGCGACUCCCUGCAGUGGUGGAGAGGUCAUAUUACGGACCCUCGACCCCAGCAGUGCGGAAACACGAGACCCUUACAGCGCAGCGACGCUCGCCCGCCUCACACUUACUAACCUCCGCAUCAGACUGCUGAAAUCUCAGAGCUGCUCUGCACCCCCGACUCCCCCUACAGGACGGACUAGCCCCACAGCAUCACCUCUGACCUCCACAUCCACGACAGAGAACACAACUUAUGCCAUUUUUUCUUUAUUGGCCAAAGGGACCUGCCUGUGCCACGGACAUGCCGAGUACUGUGUUCCAUACAACAGCAGCCAAGAAUCACAACAGGACAGUAACAUGGUGUUUGGUAGGUGUCUGUGUACUCACCACACAGCGGGGGAUCACUGCGGAGAGUGCGCCCCGCUAUACAACGAUCGUCCCUGGAGGCCCGCCAACGGCAGCAGCGGGGAGCCCAACCCCUGCCAGAAGUGCGAGUGUCACGGUCACUCAGACAGCUGUCACUUCUCUCACCGGGCAUGGCUGUCGUCCGGCGGCACCAGCGGCGGCGUCUGUGACGACUGCCGGCACAACACCACCGGACGCCGGUGCCAGCGCUGUCGCCAUGGCUACCACCGCCACCUGUCCCUGCCCCUCAGCUCCGCCCAUGCCUGCACACGCUGCAGGUGUGAUCCACACGGCUCUCUUCCUCCUCGACCUGACGAGGAAGGACCAUGGUGUCAUCCCAGGACUGGACAGUGCCACUGUAAACCAGGCGUCGGAGGCAGAAGCUGCAGCCACUGCCUGCCUGGUUACUGGGGCUUUGGAGACAAAGGCUGUGAACCCUGCGUCUGCCCUCUCAGCUGUGAUCCUAUAAGCGGGCAGUGUUUCGACAGUUACUUAGAUAAUCAGGUGUUCAACGUGCCCAUUGGUGGAAAAAUCCCUGAUCGGGAUUAUAUGCUCCCACUCGAAGACGUACAUUGGUCAAAGGAGCUUGCGGUCUCUGCUCUGCAUUACACAGGAAAGUGCAGUUGCAAGGAGAAGAAACUGAGAAGUGUGUCUGACCUCUGUAAGACCAAACAUGACUAUGUGAUCAAGGCCAGCGUGCUUUCCGCUCAUGACAAAGGCAGCCACGCAGAAGUACAAGUCAAAGUCCGCAAGGUGCUUCGAUCAGGACAGGUGGCGCUACACCCAGGGACGAUCAGCAUCUACCCUCUGUCCUGGACCAGCCGCGGCUGCACCUGUCCAAUACUCAACCCAGGUAUGGAGUACCUGCUCGCGGGUCCCGAAGAGGCUGGAACAGGACGUUUGCUGGUCACCAUGCAAAGCGUCGUGGCCCCCUGGACGCCUCGACUGGGUCUGCUUAUUUCAGAAGGCCUGAGGAACGGAUGCAGUCCUUCAGCGGGACUCUGUGAUGGACAAACUCCAGAGAAAUGCAAAAUAAACUCAAAAUCCAUGAGUCAACAGACAGUUCAGAAACAAGACUGAAAUAAAUCAAUAAAAAUCACUGGACAUCAUCAUCCAUGACAGAAUAUUCAAGAAACAAAACUCGUGGUGACUCUAGAAGAGAGAUACGAAAUGUGUGCAUUUGUGUAACAUAAACUAAAGACUGGAAGGUCAGAUUAUAUAAACUGUCCUCAGCCGUUUUUAGACAUGAACUCUGGAGAUUUGGGUACAGAAUUUGUCUGGAGUUUAAGUUACAGGAGACAAACACGGUGGAGAAGCAAAUGACAAAGUGACUCCUGGACACUCUCUCCAUUCUCUCCGCUGUGGAUUCUGUGUCAUUUCUCCUACUGUUUUCUUACAUAAACUCACUGCGACAAGAACUGGAGAUUAUACAGCAGCAGCAUCGCGGACCUGGUGACGGAAUCUCCGGAGCGAUGUCUGCAGACAUUUGAAAUCACACAGACACUCCAGAAGUUCAGUGCAUGUCUGAAAGCAGUUUAUCUAGUGUGGUGUACAUAAAAUGAAAAGUCUUACAUGUAUACAUAGCCUUUUUCCCCCCAUAUGUUGGAUCCAGUUAAGUCCUUAACUUUUUUUUUUUUUUUUUUUUAACAACAAGCACCGUACAGACAUGUGAGCUGUUAAGCUAUACAGAAAAGUAAAAGUCAAAUUUUGUCUGUAAGGUUUUCAAACUUUUGUAAUAAAAGGUAAAUAAUA